AUGUUUUUGGCCUUGGUGGGUCAUGGAUUUUUCUUUGUCGAUUCUUCAUAUAUAAUUAUGUUUUUGGCCUUGGUAGUUCACAGAUUUCUCUUCAUUGAUUCUUUGUAUAUAAUUAUGCUUUCGGCCUUGGUGGGUCAUGGAUUUCUCUUUGUCGAUUCUUCAUAUAUAAUUAUGUUUUUGGCCUUGGUGGUUUACAAAUUUCUCUUCAUCGAUUCUUCGUAUAUAAUUAUGUUUUCGGCCUUGAUGGUUCACAGAUUUCUCUUUGUUGAUUCUUCAUAUAUAAUUAUAUUUUCAGCCUUGGUGGGUUAUGGAUUUCUCUUUGUCGAUUCUUUAUAUAUAAUUAUGUUUUUGGCCUUGGUGAAUACUACUGUAUAUAUUGUUCCACUUGGUUUUGAUUCCUUAAUCAUGUUAACUACACUCUUCUUUUUUCCAAAUGGGUUAUGGAUUUCUCUUCGUCGAUUCUUCGUAUAUAAUUAUGUUUUUUGCCUUGAUAGUUCACAGAUUUCUCUUCGUCGAUUCUUCGUAUAUAAUUAUAUUUUCAGUCUUGGUAGUUAUGGAUUUCUCUUUGUCGAUUCUUUAUAUAUAAUUAUGUUUUCAGCCUUGGUGGGUCAUGGAUUUCUCUUCAUUAUUUCUUUGUAUAUAAUUAUGUUUUCAGCCUUG
Messenger RNA from Dentiscutata erythropus, 660 nucleotides. Lineage: Eukaryota; Fungi; Glomeromycota; Glomeromycetes; Diversisporales; Gigasporaceae. The record is from the annotation of a GenBank genome assembly.